GCCAUUAUUUCCCAGCAUAAAAGGACACACCAGUUGUAUGGGCUGUGUCUAGUAAAGAGCUGUUAUACGUUUUUUGGGCACAAACAUACUUAGCAGUAAACCAGUUGUUUUUGUUUUUCUCUCACCUAUUACUAAAUAUGAUCUAUUUCUGGCUUAUUCUUCCUUCUAUUGUAGUUGUACUUCUGUUCUAUAAAUGGAGGAGACCAGCAAACUUUCCCCCAGGUCCCUGGGCUCUGCCUAUUGUUGGGAACUUCAUGCAGGUGAAUUACAGUAACCCACUGCCAGAUCUUGAAAAGUUGGCAAGAAAAUAUGGAAAUGUCUACAGUAUAUUUCUGGGAAAUAAAUUAAUUGUAGUGUUGAAUGGGUUUCAGACUGUGAAAGAUGCUUUGGUGAAGCAUGCAGCUACAUUUUCUGACAGGCCAAAAGACCCUGUAUUUCAAAAAAUGAAUAAAGGAAAAGGUGUUGGAACAGUUACUAAUGGAGAACAAUGGAAGGAACAGAGAAAAUUUGCUCUCACAUUACUGCGAAACUUUGGUGUUGGCAAAGUGUCAAUGGAAACUAAAAUCCUAGAAGAGGCAAAGCAUCUGCUUCAAUUUUUUGAAGACAAGAAUGAUUGUCAAUUUGAUCUAAAGAAUGUUAUCAACAAUGCUAUGUCCAAUGUUAUCUGUUCCAUUUUAUUUGGUCAGCGAUUUGACUACUAUGACAAUACAUUUAGGAGGCAACUGAGGCUUCUUGAUGAAACUUUGAAGCUCAUUGGUGGAUUCUGGGGAGAGCUUUAUAAUGCAGUACCCAUUGUAAGAUGCCUUCCACUUCCUUUUCAAAAACUUUUCAGAAAUAUUCAGGAGCUCCAAGGUUUUCUGAAGACGAUAAUACAGGAACACAAAAAUACUCUGAUACCAGGAAAAGAGAGAGACUUCAUAGACUGUUAUUUAGACGAAAUUAACAAAAGAAACAAUGAUGGUUCCUCCUUUGAUGAAGAAAAUCUUCUUAUGCUAAUGGAGGAUUUGUUUAUAGGUGCUACAGACACCACAGCAAACACUAUGCGAUGGGCAUUACUGCUGAUGAUGGCUUACCCUAAUGUUCAAGAAAAGUGCUAUGAAGAAAUCAAAUUCAUUGCUAAUAAUAAGGAGUUUGUGUCUUAUGGUGACAGACUAAGGAUGCCUUAUACACAUGCUGUUGUUCACGAAAUCCAGCUUUUUGGAAAUAUAAUUCCUCUUGCCCUUCCUCAUGGUGUUUCAGAAGAUAUAUCAUUUAGAGGAUAUCUCAUUCCUCAGGGUACCAGGGUGAUAGUUAACUUGACAUCUGUCCUUCAUGAUGAAACUCAGUGGAAGUUCCCCCAUGAAUUUAAUCCUACCAACUUCCUCAAUGACAGUGGAGAGUUUGUAAAACAAGAAGCAUUUAUUCCAUUUUCCACAGGUCCAAGGGUCUGUUUAGGUGAAAACUUGGCUCGAAUGGAGAUUUUCCUCUUCUUUACAGCUUUACUGAAGCACUUUGAAUUCUACUGGCUUGAAAGAUCCACAGCACCCAACUUCACAUCCAAGUUUGGGGUAGUACAGUCACUGUAUCCCUUUAAAGUGGGACUGAAAAGAAGAAUGAACAGUUAAAACAAACAAAAAAAAAUCUGCAGAGAAAGAGUGUCAUUCUCAAACAAAAAUGUAUUUUAUUAUUAGUUUGUUGUUUAAAUAUUAGAAUAACGAACUGUGGAUAUAAUCUGCUUUCUAACAGAAAUCACAUAAAACUAGUUAAAUUCUGUCUGAGCCUUUCACAUACAAUGAAAAGCUUAAAUUGUUUCUGCUCAAGUCAAAAUGAACAGGGGUAAAUCCCUGGCAACAACAACAAUUUCCAUCAACAAACUAGUUUUUGGCCAAGUCCUACUUUCAAGAACUUAGCUGUUGUAUAGCUGGCAUGCUCACUUAAGACAACGCAUGGAAAUGUUCAUUGAAGAAAUAUUAAGAUUAACAAAUAAUACCCAUGACAGAAAAUGAGGUACUCGUGGCAUACAAUGUUUUUUUCUUUAUAGCAUCAGUACCAACUGGAUUAAUACUCAAAUGUUUUGUAUACUGCUUUUUCUGACAUUUUAUGUAUAAUUACCCAGGUUAAUAAUUUACAUUAGUUGUGAUCCACAUCAGCCCACUUUCCUGAUGAAUAAAAUAGUAAAUAAAUCAAAAUAUAUGGUGUAUAAUAUUAUUAGUUGUUAACAGAGUUAGUACUUAUAUUGCUGUUUUGUUUUAGACUCAUUGAAGUACAUAACAAAUAAUUAUCUACAACAGGAAAUGUAUUAUCAAAGUUAUGUAAUCACUGAUAUGUCUUAAUAAAGCUUUGUAUGACAGUUAGUU
Protopterus annectens (West African lungfish) is the source of this 2336-nucleotide messenger RNA. RefSeq names its product cytochrome P450 2J6-like. Gene Ontology annotation, molecular function: iron ion binding; oxidoreductase activity, acting on paired donors, with incorporation or reduction of molecular oxygen, reduced flavin or flavoprotein as one donor, and incorporation of one atom of oxygen; heme binding. NCBI's taxonomy places the organism in Eukaryota, Metazoa, Chordata, Ceratodontiformes, Protopteridae. Bases 138 to 1604 code for a protein of 488 amino acids. The record is from RefSeq and is a predicted model, not a curated record. Gene Ontology annotation, biological process: xenobiotic metabolic process. The transcript has 9 exons. Gene Ontology annotation, cellular component: intracellular membrane-bounded organelle; cytoplasm.